This is a messenger RNA of Pleuronectes platessa (European plaice), 926 nucleotides long. Its product is annotated as dickkopf-related protein 3. Gene Ontology annotation, biological process: multicellular organism development; negative regulation of canonical Wnt signaling pathway. The record is from RefSeq and is a predicted model, not a curated record. The coding region runs from base 399 to 926 and encodes 175 amino acids. Gene Ontology annotation, cellular component: extracellular region. Lineage: Eukaryota; Metazoa; Chordata; Actinopteri; Pleuronectiformes; Pleuronectidae. Gene Ontology annotation, molecular function: receptor antagonist activity; co-receptor binding. The transcript has 3 exons.
CGGGCCCAGCUCCCCUCGCUCCCUUUCUCCCAGCUCCACGACUGGUCACUUCGCCACUGUCCUCUGGCUGCGGGGGGUAACCUGGGCAAUUUAGUUAAUCCAUUAACAACUAAUUGUCUCCUCCUACCCUGGUGCUUGGACAAACAAGCCCGGUGGGGGGGCUGUGGGGGACCAAUAAAAGUCGGGCUGGAGCAGGAGGAAGCACAACCGCUGCACGGGUCCCUUCACUUCUCUCUCUGCACACUCACUGGAGGUUUGGACUUUGGGAUUUUCCUCGACCGUUGAGUCACAGACCAGUGACUUGAUUUUUCCUUUUCUCUUAGAAUCACCGUGUCUUGAGGUGUUUUCUUGGUUUCUCUUCCUCUUGCUCCAUUUAUUUUUUUCCGCGGGUGUCGGACAUGUCGGGGAACCUGUGGAUGCUGGUUCUGGUUCUUUGCGUCUCCUGGUCCGAGGCUCGUAUUUGGGCCUGGAUGCUCAACAUGCCUCAGAGCUCCCCCAAGGAUGGAACACUCAGAGAAGGAUCUCACAUCUCCAAACCAACCAUGGUUCUGUGCGACCACGACAGGACGUGUGGGCGGGGCUUUUCCUGCGACCGCCACUUCGGCCUGUGCGUCCCCCUGCGAGGAGAGAGCCACUACUGUCGCCGGGACGCUCAGUGUGUCCGGGGCCUCAGCUGCAUGUUCGGCAAGUGUCACCGCAGCAUCCCCAACGGACAAGAAGGUGCCAGAUGUAAAGUGGACAGGGACUGCGGGGCGUCCAUGUGCUGCGCCCGACACCACGGGGAGCAGGUGUGCAAGAGGCGUCUGAUUCGUGGAGAGAGCUGCUACGUGCCGGACGGCGGCCUGGCGUUCAGCAUCAACCAGAUCUGCCCGUGUGACGAGGGGCUGCUGUGCCGGGACAACAGUGCUCCACACAGGAGAGAGUGA